CUGACCUUGGGAAAGGGUGACCACUGAGAAUCCGCUUCUGUCACGGUAUUCACUCGCGGUCUGAUUGAUUGUGCUGGUUUUUUAUUGAUUGUUUGCGCUCUUUUUGUGGAAUAUCGGAGCCUCGCCUUUUGACUUCACUCAUUUGUACUUGUCUGCCUACCUUGCCUAGGUACCUUAAUGGUAUCGCCGUGUUUGGUUGGUUUCCCCUCACUCAAGACUUCCUCCGCCCGCCGCUCCCGACAGCCCCAAGCCAUGACAGCGACAAUCCCAGCGUAAGAAUCUGCACCAAGAAAGCUGCAUGCGGCGGUGAACUCUGUUAUCUCAAUCAGCGAACGUAAUCCGCGAAACCAACGUCCCUUCGAGCUUAUUCGAGCGCAUACCUGCCUGUAUGCUUGAAACGACCACAACUUGACAUUUCACAAACACAUUUCACAUUCCAGCCAUGGCUGGGCCAGCGGCUACAUCUGCGUCUCUGGAUCGCACAAGAUUCCGAGAGCGUUCUGCUUCCUCGGCUUCUGCCGCUACGACUUCCACCUUUGGCCCGCCAUCGACUUCGGACGGAUCUUCGGUGCGCUCACUCUCUCCUAUCGGACAUUAUACAUCUUUCUACCAGCGCCGCCGAAGAAAUGGCAACGCGGUCGCGACCAACCGUGCAAAAUACUUCGCAUUUGCAGCAGCCAUCUUGUCGGCGCUUUGUGCUGGCUCCAUUACCACAUUUUCCCUGUACGGGCACAUAUUCCAAUCAAGAUUACGAUAUUCUCAGUUUGAAGUAAAUGGAGUCGCGAUUGCGGGAUCCGUUUCCUCAUACAUUCCCGUUCCCGUUCUGGGAUACCUUUGCGACCGGUUAGGACCAGCACCACUGUCACUUGGGGCAGCGGCAAUAUUCGGAGUAGGUUAUUCCCUGGCGGCGGCCGUUUUCAUGCACGUGGACGCGGGCAUUCAGUUUGCAAAUGAUGGGGACGCCGAUUCGGCGCAUCUUAUGGGCGCCAAGGCUGGAGGACCAUUUACAUACGCACUCAUGAUUGCGGCCUUUGUGUGCAUUGGUACCGGCACCGCCAGCAUGUAUCUAAGUGCUGUUGCAACAUGCGCAAAGAACUUUGGCAAGGGAAAACAUCGCGGAUUGGCGCUAGCUGUCCCGAUAGCCUCAUUUGGCCUUAGUGGCAUGUGGCAGAGUCAGAUUGCCAGCCGGGUUCUCUACGAACGCGCACCCGAUGGCACCCGUGGCGACGUGGAUGUUGUUCGCUACUUUAUGUUUCUCGCCAUUUUGCUCUCAGUAGUCGGCGUCAUUGGCUUCUUUGGCCUUCGCAUAGUUGAUGAGGACGAACUGAUUGAGAAUGCUGUUGAGGAGCUUGAACGCAGUGGCCUGCUCGAUAGCAGCGUGCUUUUCACACCUGGCGGCGUCAAUCGAGCCUCUGGAGGCUAUGGAACCAUAAAUGCUGUCGUCGCCGAAAGGUCCAAUCCAUUUGACGACCACGACAGGGGAACCAAUAGCUCCAGCGACGAAACCGCCGUCGCGACUGAGUCUGUCGGUCUACUCAGUCCGACCGCUAAGAACGGCGAUGAGGAGGCUGGAGAUAUUGAUGAUGGCGCAAGCGACGAGGCACGGAGAGUCAAGGAGUGGGUUCUCAAUGCUGAAACGCGUCGCUUUCUUUCAGACCACACAAUGUGGCUUUUCGCAGCAGGCUUUUUCUUUAUGGUAGGGCCUGGCGAAGCAUUCAUCAACAACCUAGGCACUGUGAUACAGACGCUUUACCCUCCACCGGGCACAACGGAACACGUAUCGCAACCUACAUCUGCUGCAACCCACGUCUCUCUGGUUGGAAUUACUAGCACGAUAGCUCGUCUGGCAACGGGUACAUUGACGGACCUGCUAGCUCCUACCCCUGACACUGCACACAUUCAGCUCACGGCGUCCCAAGUCUUGGAACCACCUUCAUCCCCAGGAUCGGGGCGGUGGGCCAGAAGGGUCUUUCAGAGAGGUCGUAUCUCCGUCUCUCGCGUGGUCUUUCUGCUUUUCUUUGCAAUCCUGCUCUCGGCCGGGCUUGCAACUCUGGCUUCGGGGACUAUCCAGAACCACGGCGAGCGAUUCUGGAUAGUCUCUUCUCUGGUUGGUGCUGGUUAUGGAGCUGUUUUCAGCCUUACGCCCAUCAUUAUUACCGUGAUCUGGGGCGUUGAAAACUUUGCUACGAAUUGGGGAAUUGUCGCCACGAUGCCAGCCCUCGGCGCAACGAUGUGGGGACUGAUCUACUCGGCCGUCUAUCAAGCGGGAGGCGCGGGAGGCGGUGGUGACAUCUUUUGCUACGGCAAGCAAUGCUAUGCCUCUACGUUCUGGGGGAUGAGCGGGAGCGUAUGGAUCGCUUGCGGACUGGUGAUGUUGGCGUGGAAAGGGAAGAAUGGAUGGAAACAGAGGGGGAUUGUCAUCUAAUACAUCUAUAUCGUGUUUUACGAUAUUUUUUUUUUUUUGUUUGAUUGAUUUCUUUUGUUGGAAUUUUGGACAUGGUUCAUUCAUUUUUGGGGCGAUUCCGGAAUAUAGGCGUUUGGCGUGCGUGUCUAUUGUUAUCCUUAUCUGCAUAUGGAACCCCGGAUCUGCCUGGGCAAUAAUGUCAUUUUGGGUAAAUACAACUGCACAUUGUUUUGACAGAUACAGAUAAAGCAAUUAAAUAAAUAGAAACUACUCACCAA
Molecule: messenger RNA, 2682 nt
Organism: Pyricularia grisea
Lineage: Eukaryota; Fungi; Ascomycota; Sordariomycetes; Magnaporthales; Pyriculariaceae
Exons: 2
Coding region: 443-2425 (660 amino acids)
Biological process (GO): transmembrane transport
Cellular component (GO): membrane
Molecular function (GO): transmembrane transporter activity
Source: RefSeq, a predicted model, not a curated record